This is a messenger RNA of Hibiscus syriacus, 2317 nucleotides long. RefSeq names its product probable serine/threonine-protein kinase PBL7. The record is from RefSeq and is a predicted model, not a curated record. Lineage: Eukaryota; Viridiplantae; Streptophyta; Magnoliopsida; Malvales; Malvaceae. Gene Ontology annotation, biological process: protein phosphorylation. Bases 324 to 2252 code for a protein of 642 amino acids. Gene Ontology annotation, molecular function: ATP binding; protein kinase activity. The transcript has 8 exons.
CCGUUGGUGGGGUCUUCUUUUGUACUCUUAAACAAAGUAGUAUAAUUUGCUUAUAUACCCAUGUUUUGCUUCAGGGAGUAGUUUCAGUUUUCACUGCUUUGUUUCUGUUAUCUUUUUUUUCCUUUGAUGGUUGGCUGAGGCCUGAGAGAAAUGAAACAUCUGGGAGAUUGAGUUCCAGUUUUUCUUUUUCUUUUUUGGAAGUUUAAAGAAAAAUUGGGUUUCAAUUUCAAUUAAGUCUCCUGCUGAUCACUAUAUGUAUUACUCUCUGUGAUAUAUCAGUUGAUGGAUCAUCAGUAAGAGGUUCAUGGCCGCCACCAAUAGGAAUGCCUGCAGAAACACCAGCCAUUCAUCCUAUCGGGCUAGGUCUACCACCAUCAACACAUCCAGAUCCAGUGCCCUCUCUGACACGAACUCCUCCCGGCUUUGGCAGGACUAGAAAUGGAAACUUGGCUGCUUCCCCUUCUAGCAAAGUGUUCCAUCAUUCUUCGUCUUCAAUGUAUCACUCUCCAACUAAAGCCAUCCAUCCACACCAUGCCUUGAAGCCUUCAAGAAUUUCGGUUGCACCUACUGCACCAUCUUUUGGAUACCAUGGAAAGAAUCGGAUGCACGGUCCUGCAUCCUUACGUUCAAUCUGGUUUUAUAAGCAUCAUCAUGCAAAGAAACAUUUUAGAAACUUGGCUCCUCGACCCUCCUAUUCAAUUCAUCAACCUGCUUACAGGCAGCAAGGUCUAAUUCUCUCCCUUGGUAGCCCUUAUUAUUCCAAGAGGAGAGAAGGCCUUGCACGAAGCAUGAUAGCUGUGAUUAUUCUGUCAUCUUUUUCAGCCUUUGUUGUAUGCUUGGGGAUCAUUUGGCUUAUUGUUUGGAAAUACGGAGCUUGCAUCAAAGAACCAGAAAAUAUACGGAAAACUACAACAGUUUCUCCACCCAAACCAUCAGGGUCAGCUAGGGCUGUUACGCAAGGAAGCAAGUCCAGUGCUGCAUCAAUAUCUAUUAGUUCCAGUGUGAUGACAUGUACUGGAUUGGCAAAGAACUUCACCUUGAAUGAUAUAGAAAGAGCAACAAAUAGCUUCGAUGCUUCUCGGGUGAUUGGUGAAGGAGGUUUUGGCAUUGUCUAUAGAGGUAGUUUGGAUGAGGGAGCUGCAGUGGCUGUUAAAGUUCUGAAGAGGAAAGAUCAACAUGGGGGACAAGAAUUCUUGGCAGAAGUAGAGAUGCUUAGCCGCCUGCAUCAUAGAAAUCUGAUUAAAUUGAUUGGUAUUUGCGCCGAAGAAAAUAUUUGUUGUCUCGUCUACGAACUUGUUCCGAACGGAAGUCUUGAAUCCCAUUUACACGGAGCUGAGAAGGAAACCAAUCCACUUGACUGGGGUGCCCGAAUGAAGAUUGCACUUGGUGCUGCUCGAGGCUUAGCUUAUUUACAUGAAGACUCUAGUCCCAGGGUUAUACAUCGAGACUUCAAAUCCAGCAACAUCUUGCUGGAACAUGAUUUUACACCUAAAGUUUCGGAUUUUGGAUUGGCUAGAACCGCAAUGGAUGAAGGGAACAAAUACAUCUCGACACAUGUAAUGGGAACAUUUGGUUACUUGGCUCCAGAGUAUGCAAUGACAGGUCACCUUCUUGUCAAAAGUGAUGUUUAUAGUUAUGGGGUGGUCCUACUUGAGCUCUUAACAGGGAGGAAACCUGUGGACUUAUUGCAGCCCCCAGGUGAAGAAAAUCUCGUUGCAUGGGCUCGUCCACUCCUAACAGACAAGGAAGGUUUAGAAACCAUCAUUGAUCCAGUCAUAAAAUCUGAUAUCUCAGUAGAUAGCAUUACUAAGGUUGCAGCGAUUGCAUCAAUGUGCGUGCAGCCAGAAGUAUCUCAUCGUCCGUUCAUGGGUGAGGUUGUUCAAGCAUUAAAACUUGUAUGUAACGAAUUUGAUGAGAAAAUGGAGGUAGAAUCAAAAGCUGACAUCCAGGAGGACUUUCCUACCACUGUAGAUAGUAAGCUUAGUAGACUUCCAAGUGAGCUUGGGGAAACUUCAGAGACCUAUCACCCAAUACCUGGCUAUGAUUAUAGCCGUGAGAGCAAUAUAGCACUUUGUGCAUCAGAUUUUCUGAGCAUCCCACCAGGGCUUGAGGUGCAGGAGCCUGGAUCGUUUAGGAGGCACUCGUGUUCGGCCCCUCUCCGAACAGGAAGGAGAAGGCAUUUCUUGCAGAGAAUAAGAAGUUUAUCGAGAGGCAGUCGAAGUGAGCAUGGAUUUUCAGUCAAAUUUUGGUGAGGCUCUCGUUAGAAUUUUGUUAAAACCCUUUUCAUUGAAGUUACAAUUAGAGUUGGUUUUUUUUU